AUGGAUACCAGCGGGAGUGAGUACGCGCAGCCCUUAUUGGCGAGGAAGAAGCGCAAGCCAGCGCUCGAUGACCUCCACAAGCUGUUGGUGACCUACCACGGCUUGCAGCAAAUGCAACGGGAGCUGAACGAGCAGCUCGCCGUGUGCAAACGCCAAAUUGCCAAGCAUAAGUUUGGCAGUGCCUCGGGGAAGUCUCGCCGUCGUCGUGGCCGCGGCCGCCCAUACCCACGAGUGAAGUCUCCACUGCGUGGGGUACUCAGGGUGGAGGAAGAUGUGCCCACGUUCUGGGGGCGCGUGGGAGAAUGGUUGCGGAGGUGGUGGUGA
Penicillium psychrosexuale is the source of this 324-nucleotide messenger RNA. RefSeq lists its product as uncharacterized. Bases 1 to 324 code for a protein of 107 amino acids. The transcript has 2 exons. The record is from RefSeq and is a predicted model, not a curated record. NCBI's taxonomy places the organism in Eukaryota, Fungi, Ascomycota, Eurotiomycetes, Eurotiales, Aspergillaceae.